CUGUCAUUAUUUGUGAAUUCUGUAAAAUAUCUGGUGACAUUUGUAGCUUAAAAAUAAAAACAAAAACAAAUUGGUUUGAAGAAGCAGUGCAGGUGUGAAUGGAGCAGAUCCCGGAUCAGGUCAGAGGGUGUGGCCUGAAUGCCAGCUGUGGGUUUAGCUUUCUGCUUCAGUAAUAAUGGGGUGUUGUGAGCCGCCUGGUUCAGUCAGCACUUAGCGCUCGGAGAGGACUGACACCCGGCUUUAAGCUGCAGCAGAGUCAGUGCACGUUAGUGUCCGCCUCCUGCCCCGCCUCCUGCUUCCACACAACAUGGCUUAUGUCAUCGAACAGGCUGCACCUCCCCCUCUCAUCAUUCAAAAAGCUCCGCCUCCUGUGGUCUACCAGGCUGCUCCUCCCCCUGUCAUCAUUGAACAAGCUCCGCCCCCUGUUGUCUACCAGGCUGCACCUACACCUGUCUAUAUAGAACAGGCUCCGCCCCCUGUAUUAAUCCAGACUACUCAACCUGUGGUUAUUAAUUCUCCUAUGAGAUCUACUCCUGCAUCAGUGAGGUGUCUUUAUUGUCAGCAGCAGGUUGUCACAAUGAUCGAACCCAUCAGUGGACUUCUCACAUGGAUACUUUUUGGGGUACUUUUGGUCUUCUGCAUCUGGCCGUUCUGCUUGAUUCCUUUCUGCGUGACGCCCUGCAGAGAUAUCAAACACACCUGCCCCAGCUGCCACAAUGUCAUCUACGUCUACAGACGGAUGUGAGACCUUUCACAAACAAGAACCUGGAGAUCCUGGAUAUCCUGGAGAACCUGGAGAACCUCAUAAUCCCAAAUGAAGGAUGUAAUUCCAUUUUAUUAAACUAACAUUAGCACAGCCAGUAUAAAUAAACUAUAUGCUACUACUUUCCAUUUUAACGGCAGGGGAUCAGUUAAUAAUUUAUUCUCCUUCUCAACAUGCUCUAGAUUAAACUCAAUCCUGCUCCGAAAUUAACCAGAUGCUUAAAUAAAAAAAAAGAAGGUUAAAAAAAAGACGUUUUUCUCAAUUCUAAAUAUUCCAUGUUUAUUAAGCUCAGUGGUUGUGGCAUUAUAUGAUGGAUACAUGCAGUUAGGCUGUUGUCAAGUCCAAGACCUGGUAAUCCCAACCCUAAUCCUAAUCCACUCCUAACCCUAGUCCUAAUCCUAAACCGAAUCCACUCAUAAUCCUAAUCCAAAUCCCAACCCUAACCCUAAUACACUCAUAAUCCUAAUUCUAAUCCUGACCCUAAUCUUAAUCUACUCAUAACCCUAAUCCUAAUCCCAGCCCUAAUCCUAAUUCUAAUCCCAAUCCACUCAUAACCCUAUCCCUAAUCCACUUCUAAUCCUAAUCCCAACCCUAAUCCUAAUUCUAAUACUAAUCCAUUUAUAAACCUAGUCCCAUUCCCAGUCCACUCAUAAAUCUUAAUCAAAUCCUAACCCUAAUUCCUAACCCUAACCCUAAUUCCUAAAACUAACCCCAACCCUAAUUCUAAUCCCAAUCCACUCCUAACCCUAAUUCUAAUCCUAAUCCACUCCUAACCCUAGGUCUAAUCCUAAUCCACUCCUAAUCCUAAUCUUAAUUCUAAUCCUAAUCCACUCCUAAUCCUAAUUCUAAUUUACUCCUAAACCUAACCCCAAUUCUAAUCCUAAUCCACUCCUAACCCUAAUUCUAAUCCUAAUCCACUCCUAAUCCUAAUUCUAAUUUACUCCUAAACCUAACCCCAAUUCUAAUCCUAAUCCACUCCUAACCCUAAUUCUAAUCCUAAUCCACUCCUAAUCCACUCCUAACCCUAAUUCUAAUCCUAAUCCACUCCUAAUCCACUCCUAACCCUAAUUCUAAUCCUAAUCCACUCCUAAUCCUAAUUCUAAUAAUAAUCCACUCCUAACCCUAAUCCCAAUUACAACCCUAAUCCUAAUCUACUCCUAAUCCUAUUCUAAAUUAUAAUCUUAAUCCACUCCUAAUCCUAAUUCUAUCCCUAAUCUUAACCCUAAUCCUAAUCCUAUGGGAUUGUCGGAAGUGUCGAAUGAUACUUAGUGUAACCUGCCUGCCAGUACCUGAGCUCCAGCACACACUGGGGUUAAUAAAUGUUUUAUUUAUCACUCUUAUUACACAAGCUCCAGUUUAAAGCACAGGUUUGAUAUGGAAUAUUUCACAGACGCGGAAUUGGCUUCAUUUCCAAACAACAAUUCUUGUUACGGGGAAAAGGUUUAAAUCGAUGGGAAUGGGAUCUGUGACAUUCCAGACAUAUUUCCCCAAAGCUUUGGCUGAAAAAUUUCAAGAAGAAUGUCUGAAGAAUGUCUUCAGUUAAUGAAUGUGGUUAUACAGGAGUCAUAGGUCAUUUUCUCAAAACAAAACAAAACAAGACAAAACAAAUGAAAUGAAAGACCUUUAUUUAUCCAACUGUUUAACUGUGCUGCUCUCACAUGCUGGAUUUUGGAGUAAAAGGAUCUAAACUAUACGCUUACACACCUACACAAGAAUUCAUUUAACCUUUUCAUGUCGUGUCAUGUUGUGUUUUUUACCACAAGUACACAAAAACAAAACUAGAAUAUUAAUCAUUACUAUAUCAGCAUGAUACACUACAUUGCCAAAAGUUUUGGGACGUCCGUCUUUCCAUGCACAUGAAUGUAAUAUGGAGUUGUCCCGCUCUUUACAGCUACUGUAUAACAGCUUCAACUCUUCUGGGAAGGCUUUCCACAAGCUUUAGGGGUGUGUUAAUGGGAAUUUUUUUGACCGUUCCUCUCUAGAAGCGCUGUCAUUUGUGAGGUCAGGCACUGAUGUUGUGAUGACAAGAAGGUUUGUCUGAAGGUCGCAGUCUCCGCUCUAAUUCAUCCCAAAGGUGUUCUAUGGGGUUGAGGUCAGGACUCUGUGCAGGCCAGUCAAGUUCCUCCACACCAAACUCACUCAUCCAUGUCUUUAUGGACCUUGCUUUGGUCACUGGUGUGCAGUCAUGUUGGAACAGGAAGGGGUCAUCCCCAAAAUGUUCACACAAAGAGCAUGAAAUUGUCUUGGUAUGAAGCUGAAGGAUUAAGAGUUCCUUUCACUGGAACUAAGGGGUCGAGCCCAACCCCUGAAAAACAACACCUGAACUCAAUGAUCUGGAGGGGUGUCCCAAUACUUUUGGUGCUAUAGUGUAUGUAAGGACCUCUUUAUAUUGGAAUGUAUACUCAGUUUCUUUUGAAGGCUCUACUGUACAUUUGCUCACGUCUCAUGAGUCGUGAUGUUGUCGAGUUGUGAUAUCAUUUCAGCAGUUUUACCAUGAAGCUGGUUUAAAUGAAGUGUAUAAAAACGCCUGGGUUUUAUUUCAUGUAAAUGUAAUGAAGUUCUAAUUUAAAAGGUGAAUUUGAAAAGAAACUCAAUAAAGUUCU
Molecule: messenger RNA, 3366 nt
Organism: Hemibagrus wyckioides
Lineage: Eukaryota; Metazoa; Chordata; Actinopteri; Siluriformes; Bagridae
Product: lipopolysaccharide-induced tumor necrosis factor-alpha factor homolog
Exons: 4
Coding region: 308-745 (145 amino acids)
Molecular function (GO): zinc ion binding
Source: RefSeq, a predicted model, not a curated record